This is a messenger RNA of Diaporthe amygdali, 933 nucleotides long. RefSeq lists its product as uncharacterized. The transcript has a single exon. Lineage: Eukaryota; Fungi; Ascomycota; Sordariomycetes; Diaporthales; Diaporthaceae. The record is from RefSeq and is a predicted model, not a curated record. Bases 1 to 933 code for a protein of 310 amino acids.
AUGCGUUACAGCUCGCUUGUCUUGAGCCUCGUGCCACUGGCAUUUGCUGAUUGCGAAGGUCCAAGCAAUUCGACAGUUCCUUCACAAGCGCCUGCCAAUUUCACCUUUGACGAGCUAUACUCUUUGACGACCAAGUUUCUUGAUUCUUAUAUGUAUCCGAACAAUUCAAUACAGGCCCUUUCGAUCAACUCAACUCUCUUCAGUGAGGAUGUUAUCGGCCGCGUCGAUGCGACGAGGGAUUUCGUUGGCCGCGAGCUGAACACGGAGUAUAUCUUCGGCCUCUUUUCGGAGCUAGCUAUCAACCCAGAUGCAUUCAGUCUUCUGGGCACGCCGAUGAGCUACAAGAUCACACAUUUUGCCGCCAACCAGAACGUCGCAGUCAACUCAGCCGUGGUUCAAUUCUACUCGUCCUUGGUAAACAUAACCUACCCGGUUGAGAUUCUCUUCUGGGCGACGUAUAACUCUCUGGGUCAGAUCUCCCAGUAUGAUGCAACCUUCAAAUGGUUGCAGUGGAAUUUCGACACCAUCUCAGGCCUGCUCAUGAACAAACUCAACAUGACCUCGUCGGAGCAGUUCACCGCUUUCGCAACCUCGAUGAUGGCCAAGAGUAUCUGCACAACGGCCAUGAACAGUUGUAAUGGCACCAACACGCAGUAUGACAGCAUGGACCAGUGCGUCAGUUUCCUGACUAACGACGUGCCAUUCGGGAGCGCAUAUCAGCUAGGCUUCGAUACCCUCCUUUGCAGAAUGGCCCACCAGCCAAUGGUCCCGAUCAGGCCCUCGGUGCAUUGUUCCCACAUCGGGCCUUCUGGGGGUGACUAUUGCAAGGACGAGAGGACCUAUGGAGCCACUGUACAGGAGCCACUAUUCACAAAUCAGCCUUUUGUGCCCUAUGGAUAUGCGGACUCUGAUGCGAAUGUGGCAGCACAAUGA